GGCACGACACAAGCAACGUUACAAUCCUGCGACGAAACGUGGGUAUCUGUGUCGCUGUUGCAAAGGCCACUUUAAAGAAGGAAGAAGAGUUAAAACGUCGAAGCAGCAAACGGUUUGAAAAUGAAUCCACUUCCCUCGGGAACUAAGGACGAAUUCCUGUUCAACGCGUCCCUGCUGUACAAGGAAACUUGUCCGGAGCUGUCACGGUUCUUAAUGCAAGGGCCCAUGAGUAUAAAUGGGAAGCAGGAAUCCUCCCGUCUGUCACUGAACACCCUGGUGUGUCCACACUGCUGUCAGUGGGUGCAGCCUGACAAUCACCGGAUUCGAUUGCGUCCGAAGCAGCGCCCAUCAGCACAGAUGAAGAGGAUUCUACGCAGAAGUGCCAAGGGAAAACGACUUACCCUGAUGCAGAAGAAUCUGCUGCGCAACUUCAAAAGGUCCCCCUCAGUACUGAUGGCCACCUGCCACACUUGCAACCAGACGUCCAGACACAAGGGAAUGAACAGGGACUUUACAACUACUCUUGCUAGGAACCACAGCACCCCAGGAAGCGCUGUCAAACACAAGCCUCCAGGGUCGGCCAGCAGAUCCAACAAGUCUACCCCAAAAACUCCCUGCAAAGACAAGACACCUGUUCAUACACCAAGGUCGUCCAGCUCCUCUAACACUCCUGGGUCAGGAUCGUCUUCCACCAAGUCUGCCUCUAAACCUAAAAACUGGGUUGUUCAGCGCCUUAGCAAGAUUCUCAUGCGAGACGACAACAAGGGCAGCAAGAAGGGCGGCUUGAAAGAUUUUCUUUCUUCACUUUGAGUGUCUUGAGUGUCUCAUUUUGAACUCCUAAGUUUGUAACUUGUUUAUACCAAAGGCUGAGAGGGAACUAAGCAGAAUAGCUUUGGUUUCUGAGCCGUUGUGGGAAGAGUUACAGUUUGUCCACCAACUAUUGCUGGGUUGUUUGGAAUGGCGCCUCUGGAAUCCUCAGUGCAGGAACUGGAAGCACUGGGAAGGCUAUUUUGACUACUGAUGGAGGGGACUGCAUCCUCCAGUGACCCUGUAAGAGGAGAGUGCAUUUUUGAUCUAAUUAAGCACAUGCCUCCAGUAAUGGCUGAAACAGAACAGUUAACCAAUCUGUGCUCUGUGAGGGCAUUGGUGGCAUGACAAGCUGGUUCACAUGCCAAUAUAUUUCUUUAUUUUGGAUCUUUUUUUCUAAAGAUUUUAAUUGUCAUUUAUAUGAUUAUUCUCUGUAUUUGGUAUUCAUGUGACUUGAUGUUAAACCUCUUGUAUUUACUUUUCUACUCUCCACAAGAGUGGUGUGUUUGUAUUUUGUUAGCACUGGCUAAACGUGACAGAUUUUUUUUAAAUAUGAUUUAUUUCGCUAACAAAUUAUGUUAAUUCUGUGUAAGUCACCAAUGGAGAUAUUUGUAUUUGGGAUCCACCAGUUGUUGUUUACAUUUAAUAGGCACAGUUGCCUAAAACCUGAACACAAAAUAAUUAAUAACGAUACACUUUUUGAUUUUGAUUAAUUUUUAUUCUGUUUAUUUGUUUCUUUGAAUAUGUACUUGUGAAUGGUUACUCUUCAUUUUUUUAAGAGGAAGAAUUUAAAUAAUGUCUGAAUUUUGUACUGCCUUAUUACUUAUCUGUUGUUCAUUGGCUGUUCAGUGUGUGUUUAUAUGCUGAUAUACCUCACAUUUGUAUUCCAACAUCUUAAAUCUGUGAAUAAAAUAUUUUCAGUCUGGUAAA
Messenger RNA from Solea senegalensis (Senegalese sole), 1737 nucleotides. RefSeq names its product chromosome unknown C18orf21 homolog (gene rmp24). Bases 121 to 810 code for a protein of 229 amino acids. The record is from RefSeq and is a predicted model, not a curated record. The transcript has 6 exons. NCBI's taxonomy places the organism in Eukaryota, Metazoa, Chordata, Actinopteri, Pleuronectiformes, Soleidae.